AUGGCGUCGACGGUGGGAGUUCAAUCUCUAUACCAGGUUCCACACCUGGAAAUCUCCAAACCCAAUUCCAAGAAGAGGCUCGGUUGCUUAGCUCUGUCUCUGGAUAAGCCUUUCUUCACUCCCAUUUCUCUCCGAAGAACUCGUCUUAUCCACUCAUCUUCCUCUUCUCUUCUUAUCCCCUCCGCCGUCGCUACCCCUAAUUCCGUUCUCAGCGAGGAAGCUUUCAAGAGCCUCGGUCUCUCUGACCACGACGAAUACGACCUCGACGGCGCCGGUAGCAGCAGCGACAACUCCGACGAUGUUGAAGAGCUCGCUGUCUCAAAACUCGGUUUGCCUCAGCGUCUUGGUGAAGCUCUUGAGAAGCGCGGUAUCACUCAUCUCUUCCCAAUUCAGAGAGCUGUGUUGGUUCCUGCGCUGCAAGGACGUGACAUCAUAGCUCGUGCAAAGACGGGAACGGGAAAGACUUUAGCUUUCGGUAUCCCCAUCAUCAAAAGCCUCACUGAACAAGCUGGAGACUACACUGCUUUCAGGAGACCUGGUCGUCUUCCUAAGUUCCUUGUUCUUGCGCCGACGCGAGAGCUAGCUAAGCAAGUGGAGAAGGAGAUUAAGGAGUCUGCACCUUACUUGAGCACUGUUUGUGUAUACGGUGGUGUAUCUUAUACCAUUCAGCAAAGUGCUCUGACUCGUGGUGUUGAUGUUGUUGUUGGAACUCCUGGGAGAAUCAUUGACUUGAUCGAAGGGAGGAGUCUCAAAUUGGGAGAAGUUGAGUAUUUGGUGCUUGAUGAAGCUGACCAGAUGCUUGCUGUUGGGUUUGAGGAGGCCGUGGAAUCGAUUCUUGAGAAUCUCCCACAGAAGAGACAGAGCAUGCUUUUCUCUGCAACUAUGCCUACUUGGGUCAAGAAGUUGGCGAGGAAGUACCUUAACAACCCUUUGAAUAUCGAUCUGGUUGGGGAUCAAGAUGAGAAGCUCGCUGAGGGGAUCAAACUUUAUGCAAUCACAGCCACUUCGACAUCAAAGCGAACUAUUCUAAGCGACCUUAUAACAGUGUAUGCAAAGGGUGGCAAGACCAUUGUUUUCACUCAGACGAAAAGAGAUGCAGACGAGGUCUCUCUAGCAUUGUCAAACAUUUUACCAACCGAAGCACUUCACGGAGAUAUAUCUCAGCAUCAAAGAGAGAGAACACUCAAUGGUUUCCGCCAAGGGAAAUUUACAGUUCUAGUCGCCACUGAUGUUGCAUCUCGUGGACUUGACAUCCCUAACGUUGAUCUAGUUAUCCACUACGAACUUCCUAAUGACCCAGAGACUUUCGUGCAUCGUUCUGGUCGUACUGGGCGUGCAGGGAAAGAAGGCUCUGCCAUUCUCAUGCAUUCCGGCAGCCAAAAGAGAACAGUGAGAUCUCUGGAGCGUGACGUAGGCUGCAGAUUUGAAUUUAUCAGCCCACCAACCGUUGGAGACUUGUUGGAAGCGUCUGCAGACCAUGUGGUGGCCACUCUAAACGGUGUUCAUCCUGAGUCGAUAAAGUUUUUCUCAGCAACUGCUCAGAAACUAUAUGAGGAAAAGGGAACAGAUGCUUUAGCUGCAGCGCUAGCUCACCUUAGUGGUUUCUCUCAGCCACCUUCAUCAAGAUCUCUCCUCAGUCAUGAGCAGGGAUGGGUGACGUUGCAAUUGAUACGAGAUCCAACGAACUCUAGAGGCUUCCUGUCUGCGAGGUCUGUCACUGGUUUUCUUUCAGAUGUUUACCGUUCAGCUGCAGAUGAAGUUGGAAAAAUCUUCUUGAUCGCAGAUGAAAGGGUCCAAGGAGCUGUUUUUGAUCUACCAGAGGACAUCGCCAAACAGCUGCUAGAGAAAGAAGUGCCAGAAGGAAACAGUUUGUCCGUGAUAACAAAAUUGCCUCCGCUGCAAGAUGAUGGACCGUCAAGUGAUAACUAUGGACGGUUCUCCAGCAGAGACAGGAUGCCUAGAGGAGGAGGAGGUUCAAGAGGGUCAAGAUCUGGCGGUAGAGGAGGAUCAUCAAGAGGACGUGAUAGCUGGGGAGGUGAUGAUAACAGAGCAAGUAGAAGCAGCGGUGGUGGAGGAAGCAGCUGGUCCCGUGGUGGGGGUAGUUCCAGAGGAAGUUCUGAUGAUUGGUUGAUUGGUGGCGGUGAUAACAGAAGAUCUUCAAGCAGCAGAGCUCCUUCCCGAGAAAGGAGCUUUGGAGGUGCUUGCUUCAAUUGUGGAAGUUCAGGACACAGGGCAGCAGAUUGUCCUGACAAGAGAGGGUUUUAA
Molecule: messenger RNA, 2265 nt
Organism: Microthlaspi erraticum
Lineage: Eukaryota; Viridiplantae; Streptophyta; Magnoliopsida; Brassicales; Brassicaceae
Source: the annotation of a GenBank genome assembly